Messenger RNA from Funneliformis caledonium, 699 nucleotides. NCBI's taxonomy places the organism in Eukaryota, Fungi, Glomeromycota, Glomeromycetes, Glomerales, Glomeraceae. The record is from the annotation of a GenBank genome assembly.
AUGUCAUCUGGUAAAAGCGCUUUGGUUUUGAGUACAACAGGUGCGGUUGGUAAAUCUCUUUUGAGAGACUUGUUAAAAAGUGGGACUUUCAGAACCGUGACUACGAUUGAGAGCAAAAUGUUUGAGUAUAAUGGGCCUAACAAAGAAGCUCUUAUUCAAAAGGUCGUAAAUUUCGAGAAAUUACAAGAUUAUGAAGAAGCAUUUAAUGGUUCAUAUGAUACCAUAUUUUGUACGUUAGAAUCAGAAUCCACGGAAAAUUACGCAAAAGAACAUAUAAUAAACGCAGCCAAAUUAAUCAAACAACGAAAUCCUAAGGAAUUACACUUUCUUUAUAGUUCCUCGGCCGGAGCAAAUGUAAAUUCAUCAUUUUUAUAUAUGAAAACGAAAGGUGAAAUUGAAAAGGAAUUAUGCGACAUUGGUUUUAACCAAAUUAGCAUAUUUCGUCCAAUCCUUUUUAAAACUGAUAAAAUCAGAGAUAAAGCUGGACUCGUUGAAUACCUUUUCUUUAAUUUGACCCAUUUAAUUGAUUAUGUCUUUCCAAAGUGGGCCAGUGUACACAUUGAUAUUAUCAGUAGAGCAAUGAGAAGGGUUGCUAUUGAAGACUAUGAAAUUGAUGUUGAUACUACUAUCUUGGAUCAUGGAACUCUUCUAAAAGAAAUUAAUCACUUGCAAAUUCAUGAAAUUGGAGAUGCCGAAUAA